AUGGAGGCGGUGCGUCGUUGGGCAGCGAGCAAGAAAAAGGUGCGAUGGUACUGGCAGAACCCCAAGAAGCGAGGCAAGCCUGGUGAGGCCGGCUUCUGGGAGGAGUACGACAAGAGCACCACGGCAGAGCUCGAGGAAGCCUAUCAGGCGUGCCUCGGCACCCUCAGCGUCCGCCUCAUGACGCCCGCGAUCGAAAUGUUUGAUGUAGACCUGCGUCGGAUGGAGCAGACGUCACAAGAGAAUCCCAAUACUGUGCUCAAGGUCCGCCGAGACGGACCCGAGAUCAAGGCCAAGCCCGCCGAAAAGGAGAAACCCGUCAAGUCACCGCGCAAACCGACCAAGCCCAGCGACACCAAGGGCCACACCGACCUCCGCCACAGCGAAGCGCCGCUGGUGUCGGCUGGUACCGGAGAGGAAGAAGAAGAAGAGUGCGAUGAGGAGGCGUCGCUCACCAGAAGAAAAGGGAAGGAAAAGGCGCCGACGGCGACGAGCAAGACCGCCACCGCGAGGAAGAAGACGAUCGUGGUGGAAAACGAAGACAACGAAGGCGAUGAAGCAGCCGGGGAGGCGGUGAAGCCGCACGCGUGCGCGUUCCCCGAGUGGACGCAGCGGGACCUGGACGAGGAGCUCUUCUUCUACCCCGACGACAUCGCCUACACGGAUCCGGACGGCCAGUUGAUGCUUGUCCCGGAGCAAGCGAAUAAGUUUUCGUCGUGGAUGCGACUCUCGUCGUUCAUCGCCCAGCCCAAGAUGCUCAUUGGCGAGGGGUUGAGUCCGUACGCCGUGACACAGAGCAACAUUCUGGGCGACUGCGCGUUCCUUGCCACCCUUGCCACCGGCGCCAAUCACAAACUCAAGUUCGGCAAGGACAUCCUCGGUCCCUCUGUGCAUCCCCAAAACGAGAAGGGCCUGCCUGUCUACAACCCCUCGGGCAAAUACGCCUUCCGCUUCUUCUGGAAUGGCGCGCUGCGUAAGGUGGUGGUCGACGACUUCUUCCCGCUCGACAUGGACGGCCGGCCGCUGUGCACCUUCUCCACCAACAAGUCGGAGGUGUUUGCGAGCCUGAUCGAGAAGGCCUACAUGAAGGUGAAGGGCGGGGCCUACAUCCACGGCACGCACGCGGCUAGCGACAUGCAGAUCCUCUUCGGAUUCGUCCCCGAGGCGGUGUCCCUCAGCGACCUCGUGGCCAACUCGAGGAAGAUCGACCAUCUCUGGACCAAGCUUGAGAAAGGGUUUAGUGAGGGCAAGUGCCUGGUGGUGUUUGCCACGGGCGGGCUGGCCGAGUCGGACCUGGACCCCGCCAUCCCUUCCUUCUACCGGACCUCCCACCCCACCGGACUCCUGCCGUUCCACGCGUAUGCGUGUCUGGACGUCCGAUGCACGCGCGACGGCCAACGGCUGGUCAAGCUCAAGAACCCGUGGGCCGCCCACCGCUGGCGCGGCAAGUGGUCGGAGCACGACGCGGAGAGCUGGACCGAGGAGGUGCAGCAAGACCUGGACUUUGAUCUCUCCGCGCAGCACUACUUUGACAACGGCGUAUUCUGGAUCGGCUGGGAGGACCUGCUCGAGUACUACUCGGAGCUGCACAUAGGGUGGGACCCGGAGGCGUGCUACGCGGACCAGCGGAUCGCGCACGCCGUCAUCCCGGCCCUGCCGCGGCUUACCGAGAAGGCCGCCACCCUGAUCGACUCGCCCUUUCACGACUCGCGCCUGCACCAGCUGGACGGUCUGGUGGUGACGUCAAUGAAGGUGGACCUGUACAUCGACCCGCGGUCCUACGUCCACUCGCCGCAGUAUGUGCUGACCGUCGCACCACCACCGCACCGCACGUCGGUGCAUCUGGUGCUCACCCGCCACCACACCGGCGCCACGCACCACGUCACCUCGCGCAAGGGCUCCGUCGACUCGUACAAGACCGACGAUUACAUGACGCUGCACAUCUUUGAAAACGGCGGCAAGAGAAUCAACGAUAUCUACGACGGCAGGAAUGUGAUGGUGCACGAGGGCCGCUUCGUGACGGGCGACAACUACUUCGUCCAGCUCGACCUCGAACCCGGGCCGAAGCCGCGCACGUUCACCGUGCUCGUGUGCCACAAGGAGGCCCACUCCACGUUCCCCUUCUCCCUGCGCCUCUUCGCCCCGCCCGGCACCGAGGUCGACCGCUUCGCCCUCCUCCCCAAGGACCACUGGGCGCACGAGCAGCAAAUCCAGGGCUCGUGGGAUCCCCACAAGAAGGUGGAGGGCACAGAUGUUCACGAAACGACGGUGGGCGGGCCAUUCGGCCUGGACACGUACCUGCUCAACCCGAUGUACCUCGUCUCCUUCCGCCCUUCCCACAGUGCCGCCCACGUCCACUUCCAGACCACUCUCAGCGCCUACGACAGCGCGAGUGGAGGCGAGGUGAAUGUCAACCUGGCACUGCUGCGGGCGGCCAAAGACAAACCGACCGACCGUAGCCAUUACCUCAACAAACAGCCCCCGAUCACCACUACCGGGCCGUACCGACCGGACUACUGCGCGCUGACGCACACUCUGUCGAUGAAGGAGAGCGGCGGCGACGUGGUCGUGGUCCUAUCGACCCAGCCCGGCUGCGCGGCCUCGUUCACGCUGACCGUGCAGGCCAACGACUCCGCCGAGGGCAUCACCAUCACCCCAAUCCCCAGUCUGGGCGAGGGCAUGGCCGUGACCGCGUUCGAGGGCGUGUGGCACCCCGACGACGCCGGCCGCCAGGGCGGACCGCUCGACAACCCGCGGCUCGAGUUCAAGACGACCGACAAGACGCACCUCUACGCCUACGUCACCACGGCGAUGGGUGGCGGCGACGACGGAGAGGAGGCGUUCGCGAUGAUGGAGCGGCGAGGUGGGCGUUUGGGCCCGGUGGCCGUGCGACUCUGCCUCUACCACCACAAGAAGAAGAAGACCUUGCCGAGCGGUCCGUUCUCGGACAAUCGGCUGCGGGUGCUGACGCCGACGAAGCCGCUCAAGGCGGGCGAGCACCUGUCGAUCGUGGCCGUCACCGCCGAGCCGCCGCCUCACCCGAUCGCCUUCACCAUCCUCCUCUUCACCACUGCGCCCCUCGCCUCCGCCUAG
Molecule: messenger RNA, 3090 nt
Organism: Acanthamoeba castellanii str. Neff
Lineage: Eukaryota; Discosea; Longamoebia; Acanthamoebidae
Product: calpain family cysteine protease domain containing protein
Exons: 22
Coding region: 1-3090 (1029 amino acids)
Biological process (GO): proteolysis
Molecular function (GO): zinc ion binding; calcium-dependent cysteine-type endopeptidase activity
Source: RefSeq, a predicted model, not a curated record